AUGGUCGGAGAAAAACCAAAUCUGCUGAGUUCUAUAGAAAACCGGAGGUGGAAGAUGAUUGGACACCUGCCUUGCGAUUCUAAUCGCAAGGCUGGUGCGACUCGACAACUUCUUGAGACCAUCUUGGAGGGGAAGAUAGGAGGCAGGAAAGGACGAGGAAGACCGAGAAUAGCUUACAUAGUCCAGAUCAAGGCAAAAGCUGAGGUCGUGACAUACCAGGAGGUCAAGACAGUGACGCAGAACCGCACUGAGUGGCGAUUAAUCCACCGACAAGAGCCCGGCUCUUAA
Pieris macdunnoughi is the source of this 288-nucleotide messenger RNA. The record is from the annotation of a GenBank genome assembly. Lineage: Eukaryota; Metazoa; Arthropoda; Insecta; Lepidoptera; Pieridae.